AUGGCUUCUCAUUUCAGCGGAGCGUUGCAGCUAACAGAUUUGGAUGAUUUUAUUACUCCGUCACAGGAAUGUGUCAAGCCUGUCAAAGUGGAGAAGUCGGCUGGUGGCAGAGGACGAAUCAAAAUAGAGGAUGAUGGCAGUUAUUUCCAUAUUAACGAAAGUGGGGAGGCAACCAAACUAAAAAAAGCGGAGAUAACCUUAGAUGACUGCCUUGCCUGCAGUGGUUGCAUUACAUCAGCUGAAAGUGUCCUCAUCACUCAACAAAGUCAAGAAGAAUUGUACAAGGCGAUAGAAGAGAACAGAAUACAUUGCAAAAAUGGAACUCCAGAGAAGGAAAAAGUAAUUAUAGUGUCAGUUUCACCACAGUCGAGAGCAUCGUUGGCUGCAAAGUAUGGUCUCUCAGUCUAUGAUGCAGCAGCAAAGAUAACAGGCUUCUUCAAGAAUAUAGGUGUCCACUAUGUGUUUGACACAACGUUUACCAGAGACUUCAGUCUGAUUGAGAGUGGGAGGGAGUUUAUAACAAGGUUUAAGAAAAGCACGCAGAAAGGUAGUCUUCCCAUGCUAGCAUCUGCCUGUCCAGGCUGGGUGUGCUACGCUGAGAAGACACAUGGCAGCUACAUACUACCAUACAUCAGUACGACAAAGUCACCGCAACAGAUCAUGGGCUCACUUGUAAAGGAUUAUUUCGCUAAAAAACACAACAAAACUGCCGAUCAGAUUUAUCAUGUGACCGUGAUGCCAUGCUUUGACAAGAAACUGGAAGCAUCGAGGCAAGAUUUUUACAAUGACAUUUACAGAACGAGGGAUGUUGAUUGUGUCAUCACUUCAGGUGAAGUGGAAGUUAUGUUAGAAAAAGAAGGAGUCCUAUUGGCAGAUGUGGAGUCACAUGACCUAGAUACAAUAUUUACCAGAUCAGAAAACAACGAAGUGAUUGGCCAUGGCGGCAGUGGAUCUGGAGGAUAUCUUGAGUACAUACUGAAGCAUGCUGCCCUUGAACUCUACGGACAUCAAGUAGAUAGUAUACAGUAUAAAAUGCUCAGAAAUAAAGAUUUUAAGGAAGUAACGCUUGAAGUCAAUGGAAAAGUAGAAUUGAAAUUUGCAAUCGCCAACGGAUUUCGCAAUAUUCAAAAUUUGGUACAGAAGAUCAAGAGAGGUAAAAGCCCAUACCAUUUUGUAGAAGUCAUGGCAUGUCCUUCAGGAUGUCUAAAUGGUGGUGGUCAGAUCAGAGCUGAGAACUUGCAGGGUGCAAAUGAUCUACUCACCAAGGUGGAAGAAAUCUACCAUUCUGCGCAAACGAGGACACCACAGGAAAACGGUGCGAUGGAAACGCUUUAUGCUGAUUGGCUAGGAGGCAUGGACAGUGAUAAAAUGAGGACUAUGUUACAUACUCAAUACCAUGAAAUAGAAAAAGAUACAUCUGCACUGAAUCUGAAAUGGUGAUAUUUAUUGAGACAAAUUAGCAGCAUGAUUUGUCAUUUAAUUGGCUGAAAAAUUACAUCUAUUUAAGUCAGCAGACUGACAAUUUAAAUAUCAUCUGCUAAAUAUAUUGGAAUAUGUACGUAGAAAGUUAUUGUCAUUUUAACGAGACCACCUCACUGCAGUAUGGUAUAUAUCAAGUUCAAGAGAUCUCCAGACAGCAGAUACAUGUAUUUAUACUAUGACAAUCCACCAAUGCCUAGGAACAUUGUUACAGUUGCAUCUUAUCAAAUAAAAAUAACAUCAAUGAAAACACGGGUGAUUGCUUUAUUAUAAGGAAUUCCCAGCAUGCAACAUUUGAACCGACCAAUUAACAGUGAGUUUAAUUUCUAAAGAAACUUGUUGGUUGUGAGGUAUUUCAAGGAUUGCAUCUAUAUUAUAGUGGAGUGGCAUACACAGGUGAUUUUUAUGCCAAACUAAAAGUAACAAUCUAACAAGCAGCAUUUAUUUCCGAUAUUCAUUAGUAGUGGUGCACAUAACCAUUCACUGGUAUGAUUAGUUUAAUAAACAUGUAUUGGCACCAAUCUCACUUCGCACAUUUUACGUUAUCAAUACCUAGUACUAGGUAUACAGAUAUGUACAAGAAUGAAUGUAAUACAUAUACCUUCUCUGUAUCAAUAUAAUAAAGUCUUCCCGAAAAAUUGUA
This is a messenger RNA of Saccoglossus kowalevskii, 2122 nucleotides long. RefSeq names its product cytosolic Fe-S cluster assembly factor narfl-like. The record is from RefSeq and is a predicted model, not a curated record. Lineage: Eukaryota; Metazoa; Hemichordata; Enteropneusta; Harrimaniidae.